Messenger RNA from Guillardia theta CCMP2712, 2634 nucleotides. RefSeq lists its product as hypothetical. Lineage: Eukaryota; Cryptophyceae; Pyrenomonadales; Geminigeraceae. The transcript has 18 exons. The record is from RefSeq and is a predicted model, not a curated record. The coding region runs from base 1 to 2634 and encodes 877 amino acids. Gene Ontology annotation, molecular function: ubiquitin-protein transferase activity; protein binding. Gene Ontology annotation, biological process: protein ubiquitination.
AUGAGGAGGUCGGGUGGGUUGAACAUCAGCAGCUCUGCCUCCCGUCUCGCGGACGACCCGCGAGGACGGAGCAAAAGUCCUGGGGGACUGCGCAACUGGAGAAAUGCAGAGCAUGAGGGCUCGAGGAAUGGCAGUGGCCACUUCCUCUCCCCGAGCAUGCCGGCGAGGGAGCAGGACGCGGCCAUCCUGCAGUCUGUGUCAGGAGAUGACGUGAAGAUCCGGCAGGGGAAGGCGCUUUUGAAGCCUUCGGAGAUCAGGAACAGAACCCCUGGGAAGAAACGGCAGAAGGACUGGGGAGAAUGUCCACUGACCUUCGACAAGAUCAAGGAGCCCGUGCGAGCUAUGGAUGGCAACGUGUACGAGCGAUGGGCGAUCAAGAAGUGGCUAGAGGAGAACGGAAACCGAUCUCCACUCACCAACGUCGUGAUCGACCCGACUCUGACUCCCCUGCAAGACAGCGAUGAAGGGACGGUGAAAGGAUCCCGCUUCGUCUCGUCGCCCCCCAGGGAUAAGGACGGAGUCAAGACUGAGAUCAACACGGUCCUCAACACCGUCAGGGAUGUCGUCAACGUCGACGAGUCUCUCUACACAGACGUCGAGCCCGUGAGCGGCAAGCAGGAUGCGACCCCAACCAGAGCUCCUCUUCCCCGUGCUGCCUCUGCAUCUCCCGCACCAGCUCCUGCUCCCUCUCCUGCUCCAGCUCCAGCUCCCGCUCCUGCUCCAGCACCUUCAGCAACUCCACUUCUUCGCGCCGAGUCUCUUCCGUCUGCUGGACCUGCCCACACUCCGUCUGGUGGCGAAGGUCAAGACGACGCAGGGAACAGGAACAAGAUGAUUGCUGAGAUCAUGCGCGAUACGUCCUUGACGAUGGCGGAGAAGAAUGCAAAGAUACAGGACAUCCGAGCCGGCAAGUUGAAGCCCAGCGCACCGGACGGAGCAGCGACGAGUGAGAGAGAGAAGGCAGAAAGAGUUGACAAGAGUCAACAGCCUCAGGUCAUCAGCCCCAACGAGGUUCACAUCCCGACGACGAAAACUUCACCUCCUGGUGCUCCCAAAGUUCUGUCGCACCGCAAACCUGUUCAGGCAGAGACCGAGGAGAGGAGGGGGGAGGAAAAGGACGUCAAGACACCUGCUUCCAGCAACCCGAGCAGAGGCAUGCCAAAGGAGGAGGUCGAGAGAACAGCUCUGCAAACAGACGAGGGUGGCAACGGUGCAGACAAGGUCGGAGUUGGCAUUACGUUCGGGCAGUUCCACAAGGGCAGCCUGCAUCGAGGGGCCCUCUACGUGAAGCACCUGCAGGACGGGAGCUCAGCUCAUGAGAGCGGCAAGAUUCGUGUCGGGGAUGUGCUGAGCAUGGUGGACGGGAAGGACGUCUACCGCAGCUCCGUUGACUUGAUUCAGAGCUCUGUGCUCGGACCAGUCGGUACGUCUGUAGAGCUGGUUUUCAAGCGCCACACAGCUGGGGCCGACCUGGGCAAUCAAGAGUUCGAGGACAUGGAGACAAUCAUAUCUCGCCUCAUCCGCCGGCCUCCAGCUCCGGGCCAGCAGUUCGGGAUAGUAGAAGAGACGAGGAAAGGGAGGAAAGCAGAGGAGCCAGAGGCGAAGGCCUCCCCUCACUCUAGCAAGGCGGCGGCCAAACCUCCUCCUCCCAAGCCACGUGGGAGCGACACGACAGUGGUGCACACCAUGGAGAGGAAGAAAGUGGAGCUGAUGCAGAGGCACUCGCUGCAUGCGGAGCUGAACCAGUCGCUGGAGAUCAGGUCGGAGAAACCUCCCUUCACGCUCUUCGGAAAGGAGAACUCGAUGGUCACGUGGAUGCUCGAGUCAAAUCACUUCCUUGACCUCUCCAUCCGCUGCUCCUCCAACGAGCUCGUCUGGGCUCAUCGAGUGGUGCUGGCUGCCUCGAGUCCCUUCAUCCGCCAUGCCCUUUGUCAGGACGCGGGAAGUCACACGGAGAUGGUGCUGCAUGACUGCCCGCGGAAGGAGGUGGAGGCGAUCGUUCACUUCCUCUACCACGGGCGGCUCCUUGUCUCCAACGCCUGGGAGCUUAUCGAUCUCUUCCUCGUCUCCAACAGCCUCGAGUUCGAGUGUGUUCAGGAGGCGUCAGAGGACGGUCUCAUCGCUAUGAUCACCAUAGCCACCUGCUGCGAGCUGCUGGAACUCAGCUCCAAGUUGGGGAGCGCCCGGGUGGUGGAGAGCUGCCGGCAGCAUGUGGUGAACAACUUCGAGGAGGUUUCGAGGAGCUCCUCCUUCUUGCGGCUGGACGAGAAGACCCUCGAGAGUUUCUUGCAGAGCGAGCAACUGGUGGCAAGGGGGGAGGAAGUGGUCUACGAGGCGCUUGUUCGAUGGAUCCUGAGGCAGUCCGAGGGGAGGGAUGGCGAGCCGCUGCGAGGAGAGAAGCUUUUCCGCCACAUCCGCUUCGCUACCAUGAGCUCUUCCUACCUUCAAGACAUCGCCCGCAGCGACCUGAUCGCCCGCAGCUCGAGGCUCCGCUCCUACAUCCAAGAGGCUCUCGCUCUCAAAAAGUCUGGAGCGCAAGCCCAGGCAAGACCAUUUGUGGGCGACAAAGAUGCCUCCCCGGCUAAGUCCGACAAGAAGGACGAGGGGAACUCCAGUAUGACCUGCGAUUCAUGA